GUCCCUCAUUUCACACUCGCCCACGCCUCACCAAAUCCAAAGCUCCCACAGAAUUCAGAGAUCGACCCCUUCUCCUCUUCUUCUUCUUCUUCCUUUCUUCUCCAAGUACCAUUCUGCUUUCUUCUUCUCCCCGUGAGUUGGAGCAUCGAUCUCACAUCUCAGGCCAUGGCAGGAAGCAGAGCACUAGUCUUGUUGUUUCUGAAUCUAUUUCUGGCACUGUCAUUGCUCUUCUCUUCCUCGCCGGCCGACGGCCUCAACAUCGGCGUCCAGUCCGUCAACCCUGGCGGCCUUUCUGCGAGCAAAGAGCAAUGCAGCAGAAAGUGCGAGUCUUCUCACUGCACCGUUCCUCCCUUCUUGAGAUACGGCAAGUACUGCGGCAUCUUAUACAGCGGCUGCCCUGGCGAAAAGCCAUGCGACGCCCUCGACGCCUGUUGCAUGGUCCACGACGCCUGCGUGCAGCGUAAAAAUGACUACUUGAGUCAGGAAUGCAACGAGAACUUCCUGAAUUGCAUCGAGACGGUGAAGGGGUCGGGGAAGGGGACGUCUAGGGGUAACAAGUGCAUGGUGGAGGAGGUGAUGGAUGUCAUGACACUGGUCAUUGAGGCCGCCUUAUUAGCCGGUAGAGUCCUCCACAAGCCAUAGAGCCAUCAGCCAUGGCAGGUGAUUAAGAGCCCCAACUUGUGUUUCCCUUUUUUGGUUUCACUCUAGACUCAAGUCUUUCCAUCAGUUCGGUAGCGAGAAAGACAAACAUACAGGAACAAUUUGAUUUGUAUUUUUUCUUUUGAAGAAAAAAAAAACUGCAUCGUAUUCAACUAGCUCAA
This is a messenger RNA of Zingiber officinale, 821 nucleotides long. Its product is annotated as phospholipase A2-alpha-like. Lineage: Eukaryota; Viridiplantae; Streptophyta; Magnoliopsida; Zingiberales; Zingiberaceae. Gene Ontology annotation, molecular function: A2-type glycerophospholipase activity; calcium ion binding. The transcript has 5 exons. Gene Ontology annotation, biological process: arachidonate secretion; lipid catabolic process; phospholipid metabolic process. Bases 166 to 642 code for a protein of 158 amino acids. The record is from RefSeq and is a predicted model, not a curated record.